Dufourea novaeangliae is the source of this 777-nucleotide messenger RNA. RefSeq lists its product as uncharacterized. The record is from RefSeq and is a predicted model, not a curated record. Lineage: Eukaryota; Metazoa; Arthropoda; Insecta; Hymenoptera; Halictidae. The coding region runs from base 1 to 777 and encodes 258 amino acids. The transcript has 3 exons.
AUGUGUCAGUGGUGUACAGACGACCCUGAAAAAGAUUAUGUACCACAGGAAAAGACAAAAAUACUUCGUACACAAGACAUAUUACUUGCAUACAAACCCUGUUACGUGGUUACGACAAUUUCAGAGAAAGAAACAAGCCUUAAAUUAUCUCGUCAAACGGUAAAAAAGCUCGAUCCACCGUUGAAGCCUGUAAACGUUUCAGACCAUUGUACGCAUGACUCUGAAGAAACAAUCAAUGUACUUUUACAACCGGAUAUUAUGCCACGAGAAUCCAUCAAUGAAUGGUCCUACGUUAUCGAUGCUACAUUACUGAAAGCAGCGUCAACAGAAGAAACUGUCAGUAGUGCAAGUCAAGCACUAAGUUCAUCCAACAAAAUAAGUUUAAAAUCAAGCUGUCCGUACCCAUCCUUUCAACCAAACAAUGUAUCAUUGGAAGCAGCAAAUGCUUUGGAAAUACUGAAGAAUACAUUCUGUAGUCAAGAAAACUGUAUAGCAUCUUCACUAGAAAAUUUGAAAACUGGUUACAUGUCUAAGAAAAGUAAAGGAGCAUGUAUAAACUCAAAUUACGACGCAUGUUUAAAUAGAAGCAGUAGUAUGAACCAAAUAUUUGUAGAUGAUACCUGCUGCAUGGCACAAAGUUGUAAACCCCCUUCAAAACUGCAUUUACCUACAACAAAUGUCUGCAAUAGACCUAACUGCUCUCAAGUUCGUAUGAAAUCAGACAGUAACUGUUUUAAAAUUAUUCCUACUGAGAUGUCUAAUACUCAAAGGUUUUAA